UAAAGCAAAGAGUAUAAGCCAAAACCACUCUCGUGGCCUUGUCAGUAGUCAGGGCUCAUUCUAAGAUGGGUCAGCUUCUUGUCCAUGUAUCAGACCACCCCUUUUUAUGUCCAACCACACCCCCUCACUACCCCCUUUCAUACAAUCCCCUUUCACAUUAUCUCCCUCCACUCUCCUCUUCCUCCCCUCCCCCCCCCCACCUUCCUGCUAACCUACGCCUCAAAGGUAUCAAACUAUCACUACCCUUUAUGGAGAAGACAGAGAAGGAGACUCAUGACUUCAUGAACGUCGAAUCCUUCUCUCAGUUGCCCUUCAUUCGCCCUGCACCAGUCAAGGAAAAGGGCAUUCGACUCUUCGGAAAAGAAUUCGGCGGUGACAACGGAAUCACCGAUGAGUCCGAGUCUGUCGAGACUAAUGCUUGCGAAGAAGUGAAGGAAAAUGACAAUGGAGAGAGUAGUCGAAAAUUCGAAUGCCAUUACUGUUGCAGGAACUUCCCUACUUCUCAAGCUUUAGGAGGACAUCAAAACGCACACAAGAGGGAGCGCCAGCACGCGAAACGCGCUCACCUUCAGUCUGCCAUGGUUCACGGUGGCUUCUCCGAUGCACACAUUUACGGGUACGCCAAUUAUCAUCGCCUUGCUUCGGCGGCACCAACACCAGCAAUGGCGUAUCACUCAUGGAGCAAUAACAGCAGUACUUACCCGACUAACACCACGAGGUUCUAUGGAACCAAUGGCUCAUACUCUCAACCACCAAUUAACGGGAGCCCUUUGGCCUUAUGGAGAAUCCCAACUGUCCAAAGGUCUCCAACUUUCAGUCGGGACCGUACUGUGCAUCCAUUUCCGGUAUAUGUUAACGAUGACUCGAGGCCAUCCACGAUUGGUAGCUCUAGUUCUCAGAGCCGUUAUGUGUGUGAAUCGAAGCCAAGCGUGCAAGAUAAAGUGAGUUUGGAUCUUCAUCUGUAAUAAUUUGACAGUUUUUUUUUUUUUUUGGAAUAACAGAACUUAUAUUCUCUUUCUUAAGGCUCCGAUCCUAUGUUAAGAGCACAAUCAUCUCUGUUCCGUAAUUAAGAACAUUCCAGUUUUAGUACAAUUAUUAUGUAAAUGAAAUGAUGGACUGUAGUCCCAUAAAAAUAUUAGUUAGCAAUAUUAUGUGCAAUCUGCC
This is a messenger RNA of Ilex paraguariensis (yerba mate), 1164 nucleotides long. The record is from the annotation of a GenBank genome assembly. NCBI's taxonomy places the organism in Eukaryota, Viridiplantae, Streptophyta, Magnoliopsida, Aquifoliales, Aquifoliaceae.